Molecule: messenger RNA, 567 nt
Organism: Capronia epimyces CBS 606.96
Lineage: Eukaryota; Fungi; Ascomycota; Eurotiomycetes; Chaetothyriales; Herpotrichiellaceae
Exons: 2
Coding region: 1-567 (188 amino acids)
Source: RefSeq, a predicted model, not a curated record
AUGGCGGAAGCCCACGGCGAGCAGGGUCCGGGGCCGAGGCCGGAUACAAUGUCGGAUAGUCUCAGCCGGCUAAGAAGCAUUGCGGAGAACCAUCUUGGUGAGAUUGAGGAGGAAAAACUGCAAGAGGAGGCAGAGGAAGCGAGAGGAUCACAGGAAGUCGAGCGCUACAUGAAACAUCGACGGAGAGGGAAGGGAAGCAGGUCAUUGCUGUCAUCGGCGACGGCCACACCGACGCCCAAAAUGAAGAUGAGGUCAGCCCAAGACGUAUUGAGCCGUCUGCAAUGGGACGCCGACCACGACAUGGCCAGCUACACGAUCGGGUACCUGGAGCGAUUUGCGGGAAUCAAGGAAAUGCCUGCUAGCAGCUGGAUUGCCGAGUCGACGGAAGAAGAAUGGAUUCCCCAGCAUCGCAUCAAAUACUUCAAACGCACUCUGGACAAUGGAGACCAGGAGGUGGUCUGGGGCCGGGACAAGCGACUAGACCGGAUCUUUGGCAGCGGACUGGGCAGCACAGGUGGAUCUGGAUCUGAUGAUAGGCCUGAAGACGGCGGCGUGAUCUCAAGCUGA